Molecule: messenger RNA, 267 nt
Organism: Orbilia oligospora ATCC 24927
Lineage: Eukaryota; Fungi; Ascomycota; Orbiliomycetes; Orbiliales; Orbiliaceae
Exons: 3
Coding region: 1-267 (88 amino acids)
Source: RefSeq, a predicted model, not a curated record
AUGCCGCUCGUCACUAACCUCCAGAACCCACUCACCAAAUCCACUGCCUCCGAAACACCGGAACGUAAGGGCGGUGAAUCCCCUCCUCCCGAACGUCAGUCUUCAAAGCAAUUGGGUGCCUCCAGCUCAGGCCAAACAUCGACAACCGACCAAAGAGCUGAAAACCAAGAAACCCUCAGAAGACUUCCUAGCAAUCCUAUAGCCCCCAUGGACCCAACUGCCGAUUUGAAGACUAGGAAGCCAAGCAAGAUGCUUGAUGGAUUGUAA